Linepithema humile (Argentine ant) is the source of this 7001-nucleotide messenger RNA. RefSeq names its product protein jagged-1 (gene Ser). Gene Ontology annotation, cellular component: membrane. The record is from RefSeq and is a predicted model, not a curated record. Gene Ontology annotation, biological process: cell communication; Notch signaling pathway; multicellular organism development. Gene Ontology annotation, molecular function: Notch binding; calcium ion binding. Lineage: Eukaryota; Metazoa; Arthropoda; Insecta; Hymenoptera; Formicidae.
GUGUGUCCCGUGGAGGUUGCUGUGUUUUCGUGCUCCAGCGUGCCCGCACGGCACACAGUGUUAUACACGACGCGCGCGCGCACAUAUUCACACAUACACGACGUGCAACUAACCAGCGUGCGUGCAUGCAUCGCAUACACACACGACGAAGGCGUGUUGUAUAGGCAUACGUUCGCCGAACACGUGCACACACCUGUUCGCCGCACGUUCCCGCAGCGACCCAAACGCGGAACAGCGUACAGCUCUCGCGGUCUCGAGGAAAACGCGUGCACGGAUGCACGAGCGAUGUCAACAGUUCCAUUCUUAUGACACAGUGUUCGAAUAUUCUCUCCACGAGGAUCUCGCGAGAGUCGUUUCUGCGGAAAGGACUUUCAGAAUUGUUGCACAUGUGAGUGAAUCGGGAUGCGCGACGACAAGCGAGUUUAAUCUCCAUCGUUGCUAUACGUGAGAUACGAGUGGACGUGCGUUUCAUGGAGUUAUUCGACGGUCCUUGAAUUGUCACUGUUUUUCCACAACACAGCCAUGGAUUAGAAAAUCAAAACCAGUGAAAAUCAGUGUUGGACGCUAUCGUGACUGUGUAUCGCGAAUGAACAUCGGUAAGAGCACCUCGAUAUUCAUGACCGAUAUUUAUGAACUAUCGAAUCAUUUGUACGCGUGGAACACGUGCUGGAUAUCGCGGCUCGUGCGUGAGUCGAGAGAAGCAGGUGUUGAGUCCCGGGAACGCGCGCGAUCAUCACACGUUGGCCUUUCGCGCGCGCGGGAUCGCUUUCUCUGCCCGAUGAAUUCGGAACUCGCCGACGGCGAGUCGAUCUUUCUCCGUCAGGUGAACUCGUGAAGAGGAGAAGCGAUUCUCGCGUAAUCGCUCGCGAUUAGUCCCGCACGAAGACCGACACUGACGAAUGCCGCGCGAGUGAAUUGCGAGGCAGGGAAAAACGCUCGGGAGAAGAAAAGGAGGAUCAUAUCGCACGGCAAUAUCGCACGAUUGUGGUGUAGUCGCUCAAGCACUCAAGCGAAAGGUACCUGUCGCGUCGCAGGAUCGCAUACGCGAGCCUCACCUGUAGUCCUCCUCGAGCGUCGCUUUGUCGCGGGCGAAGCCGACCUUUAUUUGUUCGUUUCAAUUUUUUUCUAUCUGGAAAAAAGUCGGAAUUUUUGUGGACGACGGAGAGGAACGGUAACGCGCGCGAAUCCUUCACAUUCCGAAGUGUUCACGAAGUGUUCAGUGUUCGGCAAAAAGGAUCGUCUUUCCCCCCACCCUUUGUUCUACACGCCAGUGGAUAUUUUCGGUGUUGGUGCGCGGACCGGAGAAAUCUGCGGUGUGCAGUGUGCAAUCGAUAAUAGCGAUCGAUAAUAUUCGGUGAGAGUGGUGAGAGAAGGAAAGAGAGAAAGAGAGAGAGAGAAAGAGAGAGAGAGAGAAAGAGAGAUCAAAGGAUACGCACAAACGCCGCCGGCAUCGAAAGGGGUUGUUUGAGAAGCAGCCGAGCAGUAGCGCGGGGAUAUCGGUGAUAUGCGGUAGUCGAGGGGAUUCCCCAGGGAGAGACAUGAGGGCAGUCGCCGCCUACCUGGUCCUUGUCCACCUUAUACAGGCGACAAUCGCGAGCGGAUUCUUCGAAGUGCAGAUCCUCUCGCUGACGAACAAUCAGGGCACCCUAGUGGACGGUAGGUGUUGCGGAGGAGGCAAGGCCGGGAAAGAAGAAUAUCCACCCUGCACGAAGCCCUGCUCGACAUUCUUCUGGCUCUGUCUCAAGGAAUAUCAGUCGAAUGUCACCGCCAAGGGUCCCUGUAGCUUUGGCAACGUAUCUAGUCACGCUCUCGGCUUGAACACCUUUACCCUCAACGAACCCGUCACUCUGCAGCUCCAUUUCACCUUCCGAUGGACGAGGCAAUUCACGUUAAUUUUGCAAGCGAAGGACGAGCCGACCGACGAACCGAUCGAGGAGACGAGUUACAGUGGCAUCGUCCUGCCAGGAGCCAAGUGGCACACUCUCAAACAUCCUGGAAGAAACGCUCAUUUAGUGUAUCGGGUGCGAGUCCAGUGCGAUGAAAAUUACUACAAUGCCACCUGCACCAAGUUCUGCCGACCUAGAGACGACAUUUUCGGCCAUUACAUCUGCGAUGAGAAUGGGGACAAAGCGUGUAUACAAGGUUGGAAAGGCGUCGACUGCGAGACAGCUGUCUGCAAGGAGGGUUGCCACCCCGUGCACGGUCACUGCAACGUCAGCGGCGAAUGUCAAUGUCGCCACGGUUGGCAGGGUGAAUUGUGCGAUCAGUGCAUGGUGUAUCCGGGCUGCAAGCACGGCUAUUGCAAUGGCUCGAGCUGGCAGUGCAUCUGCGACACAAAUUGGGGUGGCAUAUUGUGCGACCAGGACCUCAACGUCUGCGGCACCCGUGAGCCGUGUCAGAACGGCGGCACAUGCGAGAACACCAAGCCCGACCAGUACCGAUGCACGUGUCCGGACGGCUUUUCCGGAACCGAGUGCGAGAAUGUCGACAAUCCGUGCGCAUCCAAUCCCUGCUUGAACGGUGCGACCUGCCGCGAACUCGGCGAGAUCGCGCAAUGCGAGUGCGCACCGGGUUUCACCGGACCGUAUUGCGCGACCGACAUCGACGAGUGCGCCUCGCAGCCGUGCCAGAACGGCGGCACUUGCGUGGAUGGCAAGAACAGCUUUGCGUGUAACUGCCCGCCCGCCUGGCAGGGCCUGCUCUGCCAGUUCGACGUGGACGAGUGCACGCUCAAGGAGCCGCCCUGCAAGAACUUCAUCACCUGCGUUAAUCUCGCUGGCGAUUACAGAUGCCGAUGCCGGAGCGGUUUCACCGGCAAGAACUGCACGAAGAACAUCGACGAUUGUGUCGGUCAGUGCCAGCACGAAGCGCUCUGCAUUGAUCUAGUGGACGACUACCAUUGCAGUUGCACCCCCGGCUAUUCUGGCAAAGACUGCGACGUCGACAUCGACGAGUGCGCGUCCAAGCCGUGCCAGAACGGCGGCGAAUGUCGCGAUCUGGUGAACAAGUACGAGUGCGUAUGCCCGGUGGGCUUCACCGGCUAUCAGUGCGAGAUCGACCGCGAUCACUGCAGUCCGAAUCCCUGUCGUAAUUCGGCGCCCUGCUUCAACACGCAAACUGACUAUUACUGUCACUGUCCGGUACAAUGGAAGGGCAAAAACUGCUCCGAACUGGCUCCGCAUAACCCGCAGUUUGACGUGACGGAACUGCUUGGCUGCGGCAGCGAAGGCGCGCCAUGCGGUGGCCGCGGUCGCUGCAGCGGCGGCAGAUGCAUCUGCAAUCCGGGCUACACCGGUACACACUGCCACGAAAACAUCAACGACUGCCGCGGCAAUCCCUGUCUGAACGGAGGCACGUGCGUUGAUCUGGUCAAUUCCUUUCAGUGCAUCUGCAGAGAGGGAUGGAGCGGCGAUCUUUGCGAUCAAAACUUGGAUGAGUGCGCGACGCAACCCUGCCGCAACAAUGGCACCUGCGUAGACGGCGUGGCAGAUUUCACGUGUAUUUGCCGGGGCGGCUGGAAAGGUAAGACAUGCGCGUUGCGCGGCAGCCACUGCGAACCGGGCACUUGCCGGAACAGCGGCACCUGCCAGGAUCACGGAGAUAGCUUUGCGUGCCACUGCCCACCCGGCUGGGGCGGCGCAGCCUGUCACAUCGCGUCACCGUCAGCGUGCACGAGGAAUCCCUGCAAAAACAGCGCGACAUGCGUGAACACGGCUGACGGCAGUUACCGAUGCGUCUGCCGCGAGGGCUUCGAAGGUCCGAAUUGUCAGCGCAACAUCGAUGACUGUCAGUUGCUGCCGUGUCUGAACGGCGGCAAGUGUGUGGACGGCAUCAAUUGGUUCAGAUGCGAAUGCGCGCCUGGCUUCACAGGUCCGGAUUGCCGCAUCAACGUGAACGAUUGCGCGAGCAAUCCGUGCACCAGCGGUGCCACAUGCAUAGACGGCAUCGCGAGUUACACGUGCAUCUGUCCGCCCGGCAGAACCGGCCCGCAAUGCGAAAUUCGGACGGCUGGCGGGCCCGGCUGCACCGCUGCUACAUGGAACGACGAUUGCAACGUGUGCGAGUGCCGGAACGGCAAGAACCAAUGCAGCAACGUCUGGUGCGGACCGGCCAAUUGCUUGAAUGGUAGUUCCUGCUUCACCCAUGAGGUCUGCGUGCCCAGUCCGGGCGAGAGCUGUCUGGCACCACCGUGUCUACCGUGGGGCGAAUGCCGCCCGGUGGAAACUGGCAGACGAGUCGGUCCGCCGGCGUUACCAGCUCCGCCGUCCUGCUGGCCCGGACAGUCUAUUCCCGGGCCAACUUGCUCGAGACUUGCGAUACUACUGCGAAGGGACACUCUCACGCCCGGCACUUCGGUGGAAUUGCUGUGCCGUCGUCUGAGGAAGCUUUUAGCUGAUCCACGGAGGCCGCAGUCGGUGGUGCUGUUGUGCGAUCUGAAACCUGGCGACAACGACACAGUGGAGGUGACCAUUUUUUCUGAGGCGGCAGCUGAGGUGGCGCGAGACCUCGGCGAGAUGCUGAGCCGUUCGCUGGCGAGACCUCUCGCUUUUGCCUCCGUUCUAGAGGUCAAAGUGGAAACUGCACUGCUCAGCGAACCCAGUUUGGCGGGUGCGGGCAACACCGGUGGAUACGUGGCUGUUCUAGGAAGUGCUUUGGCGAUUGUGCUGGUGCUGGCGCUGUUCGGUGGCCUCUGGUAUCUCAGAAGCAUGAGGCACAGAUCGAAUCUGACACCAACCACCAGCAGUGAGACCUCCUUGCACCGUCAUCGUAGUGAUCUGGACGAAAAAUCGAACAAUCUGCAGAACGAAGAGAACCUGAGGAGAUACGCCAAUCCACUCAAGGACUCCGAUCCCGAGCCUAGGGUAUCCGUCGUGAGACCUUUAUCAGGCACAUCACUCGGUACCUUGAGCGGCACCGAAGAGAGCCUCGAGAUGGUGUCCGAGGAAGGCAGGCAUUGUUUACCGCCGCUCUACAAACCGCCCAGCGCGGAAGCUAGAAACAAUACGGCCAGUUUCAGCUAUGAAGAAGGGCCGCACAAGCCGUACAGCAAGCCCAGGCUACAAGAACCGCCAUACCCUCAUCAGCAACCGGGUACCAGCCAGACGUCGGGGCCGCAUCAAGUGCUGACGGUACACGUGUGAUUAUUAAGAUCGCUAAGAUAAACAGUUGGAAAACAAUUCGACGGUGUCGGCAAUUUUUCCUAGUUUUUCUUGAAGCAGCCUAUCUCGACGAUGGGCUAAUGAAGGUUUUUAGAAGGUAAAAGAUAACACUAGAGACUGAAAGCCUGCUUGGACGUUUUAAUUCUUUGUGAUAACAAGAAAAAUGGAACUCUUCCGACUUCGGAAUAACUCGAGAUGCUCUCCUUUGAGAUUGUUUUUCGUGAAAGUUGAGUCUAGAAUAUAUUAGGGACAAAUGCAGAGAAAAGAGAAAGAGGAUGCACAAUUCUUAUCAAGUUCCGCAAUGCUAUAAUAAAAUAGAUAUUAUGAAAUAAUACGUAAUUUAUUAAUGCCUGUUUAACUUGCAUCUUUUUACGAUUAAUUUGUAGCACCGAGUAUCGAUAAGCGCGUAAAUUUUUUACUUAUUGAUGAAUGUAUAAAAAUAUAAAUAGCGCGAUUUUUUUAUAUAAAUGACAUAUUUUUAAAUUAAAAAUUUCAAUGAAAAACAAUUGGAAUUUAUUUUCUCUCUUUCUCUUCGUUCGCUCCUUUCGCGCUUCUGUGCGAUGACAAUAAGCGAUCGACAAUUAUAAAUAAUUUUAAUGAUAAUGAACAAUUGUUAUCGUUGUACAUAUGUAUAUAGCUCGUACUUAUUAAUUUUGCUAAGUCUGUAUCUUCUUUCCAUCUUCCUCGGCGUUGCCAUCCCUAUACGCGCCUUGAUUUCACACUACUAUUUGACUGCUGCCAUUAUAUUCAUUUUUUAUUUGCAUAAUUUGACAAAUAUAAAAUAUAAAUAUACGGGUAGUACCGUUGCAUCUGCGAGAUGCAUGUUUGUCAUGUAUAAUCGUCAAAGUAAAGCUGCAUUUUAUUUGAACAAAAUUGAGAAAUGCUCUAAAAAAUAUGCAUAAAUGCAUACAUAAUGUGUCGAUAAAUAUGGCGAAAACACAUGAGUUUUUAAAAAUAUUUUAUCAUUUUAUGAUUAACGCUGCGCUGACAUUGCUCGAUCGUCGUAUGUGAAAGUGUGCUUUGUAUGAUACAAUGUGGGCUUCAAACGUUCCUUCAAACGAUAUUAUUGUGAUAUUCAUAGAAGAAACAACGUCGUUGUAUAGGAUUAUUAUGGUACUCCGCGUGUUCAUCUACUUCAGCACUUACUCGAGAUUUAUUUUUGCGAGGGCAUGGCACGUGAUUUUUACAUCAUGAAAGAUAUUGCCACUGCAAGGAAAUGUAUUAUUCACUUAUGUGGCAAAGAAGAGAAACCGAAAUACUAAAUCAUUACAUAUUUUGAUAUCGGAACAUAUUUCUUACACUUCUAUGUACACUUAUUAAAAUUUAGAAUAAUGAAGUAACAUGAAAUUUUCUGUUGCACAAAAAUAUUUAAGAAAAUAUAUACGCGUUCUGACUCAAUAUAUCCUUGUUAUGCGUAUUUUGGUUUGCUCGAUACUUUUAUGAAAUACUAAAUCGAUACAUUGACUUGCGAAGAUUAUGUCAGUAACGUAAAUAAUGCGAUUUUAGAAUAUAUUUGAAUGCAAUGGAAACGAUGUAUAUAAUAACGCUAUUGCAUCAUGGAACGAUGUAAAUAAAGUACAUACGUCCAUAUCGUUCUCAUCCCCAGUCAUCAUCGACCCCUAUAUUUAGAUGUGCAAUUUGUUUUUUAUACUAACUAUACGAUCUUCUCUCUCCAACCCUUAGCAAAGCGUUUGCAAUAAACUAGUUUAAACUGAGAAGCAUAGCUCGUUCUAGGCGUGCAUAGAUUUUUACAGCAAAAAAGGAACAAAGUUUUAUAAUAGAUACCUUAUUUUAUAGAGAAAACUAUAUUGUAUUGUACGAAAAAAAUACAUAGAAGCAAGA